Cinara cedri is the source of this 6815-nucleotide messenger RNA. NCBI's taxonomy places the organism in Eukaryota, Metazoa, Arthropoda, Insecta, Hemiptera, Aphididae. The record is from the annotation of a GenBank genome assembly.
AUUCAACAGACUAGGUAAGUAUCACUCUGAAAAGUAUGCAUACACCUUUUAAUUAAUAUGUUAAUGCAAUCAAAAUAAAAUUCACUAUGAUUAAUCAAUACAACUAAUAAUAAUAUGACCUGUCAACUGCAGCAGCAGCUGACUUCGGCAUGCGUCUUAAUGACUUCGUGUCAAAUCGUGAGUAGAAACUAAUAUAAUAAUAGCUAUCGACAAUAAUUUUCAAUUCACGCGCAUUCACUUCCAUUUCCAGUUUCAGAUUAUUUUAAAUUUUUGAAAAUCCGGACAUUUUUUUUUUCACGUUUUUAUAAAAAUAAAUAAUAUUGCAACUUUACGUGGAUAUUGAUAAUAGACUAUAACGAAAUACUAUUGUUAAUAGUAUUUCGUUUUUUAUAAAACCAUAAUCAUACAGUUGUUAUUCGCGAUUUCGUCCGCUUAGAAUUUCAUAAUAAUGCCUCUAAGGGUGUCUGAAAGGAAAAUAUAGGUUAUUGAUACAGGCAAAUAAUAUGUGAUAAUCUUCCCAACAGUCAGAAAUAGUAACGAUAUUUUAUAGUAUUUUUAUUAGCCAGCGAUAUGAUUUUUCCUCGAAAUUAUACUUCGUCUACGCUUCCCCAAAAAUAACCUAUCUAUAGGCUACAUUCUACGUGGCAUUAUGGUUCUAUAAAGAGUUAUUUUUUCGUGAUAACUUUGACACCCCUUUUCAUUCCCUAUAAGGAGUUGCAUUUCUGAAAUCUAUCAAAACCAUGGUCCUUUUUAACCAUUUAGAGUUUGAACUAUGAACAAUUCUUUAUUAGCGGUUGCCUGCGUUAUUUGUAAGGAAUUUCUGUGAAAAAUAUCAAGUUUUUUGACCCAUCAGUUCGGUACAUGCGUUUAUAUGCCAGCCAUUCGGUCACUUCUUUUAUAUAAUAUAACAAUGAUAAUACAUAUUAUAUAGGCAACAUUUUGUAUCUUCGUUGUAGGUGUUGAUAUUUUAAACACAAACAUUUAUUUUUUCCCUAGUUUUCUCAUUUUACACAGAUUUCCGGCCGCAGUGAAAACAGCAUAAUUCUGUCUAUGAUGUACGCGCACGCCAUAAUAAUAGCCGGGUGUCGCUGUACUUGUUGCGGAUUGAGUUGGCCGGGGCAACCGCCUGCGGGCUACCAUUACGAGACCAUGGCGCAGAUUCAGAGGAAGUAUCCACGGAACUCGUAUACGAUAAUGCCGUACUGGAUGGCGGCGGCCAGUGGAAAAUUGUUGGGCAACAAUCAAGGCAAUAAACACGUUGCCAGGAACUUGCCACAGAAAGGCGGUGCGCCGAAGAAAAAUAACGCGCCCAAAAAAAACAAGGCUAACAAGAAAACUCCCAAUAAGGAGAAAAAGCCGCCAAUAUCCAAAAAAUCCGACGAAGAUCCCUCGGAAAAUGAAUCGCCAGCAGCAAACCAUGCGCCACCGUUCCCCACCAAUCCAAAUGCUGCACCCUCCAAAACUCCGGCGACAUCCUCCGAAACGCCGACCGGUCCUGCCGAAACGCCGGCCCAACCCGCCGCAACGCCGGCCCAACCCGCCGCAACGCCGGCCGUUCUCGUUAAAAAGAGAAAAAAACGUGACUUUUUCGGUAUGGAUCCGCCGAUCCUGCACGAAAACGCCGCCGCAGUAGUAGCACUAAUAGUGGACGCGGGUCUUGACGAACGUGCCCGCAUGUUUGUGAAAAACGGCGGUGCUAUUAACGACGACGGAACCGCCGCGGUAGAUGCAACCAAAGUGGGUGAUAACAAUGACGGCACGGGGGACUGCGAAACGAACGACGCUUCCGCGGCGGCCAAAAGUGACGAGGGGCCGCAAACCGAAACGGGAGGGCUCACGGCCGAGUGGCGCGGGAGAAUGAUAAUCGACGUUUCGACCGACGUGGAGAACAGCAUGGCGACCGCGGCCCCGUACUUGCCCGUUAUAAACACGCUGGCCGAACACAUCGUGCCCGGGGUAACGCCGUAUCAGGUGCUCCUGAUAGCCGCGAACGUGGCUUACAUAACGUCAGAAGCGACCUGCAAGAAUCGUCAUCGAAACCACGUCAACUUGUUGAUCGACGUGGUGCCUCAAACUACGGCGUUAAACCCGCACGUACCGGCGCGAGUAAAUAUUAUAUUGAUAAAUAUACAAAGUAAAUUCAAACCUAACGUAUUCGUGCGUACUACCGUCGCUUGAAAAUUGACUAAAGAACCUGCAAAUGUAAAAACCGUGCAAUUCGUAUAAAAAACAUAGAAAUCUUUGUUUUCCCAUAGACGUAAAAUCCAUUAUAAACCGACUGCUACUAUAGAGAUGAAUCCAGCAGGUUUAAAAUACUGCGUAGAGUUACAAAUAAUCCUAAAACGAAAAUUAUCGUUGUUUUCCAGAAUCUAAAAAGAGCUGCUGACGGAUGUGUCACUAUUUUAGGUGAUGAUAAGUUGGCAAGCAGUAUGAAUCGCUAAAUGCAGAAAGGGCAUAUGAUCAAAUUUUAAAAAUGUUUAAGACAGACAAAAUCACUUAAUAUCUUUGAAAAAAAUUGAAAAAUUGUAUGUUAAAAACUAAAAUUAUAAUGUUAGAUAUCCGUAAUUUUUUUCCGUCAGUAUAUGAAAUAUUAUAAGAUAUAAGAGAGUACGAGCGAAUUUAAAUUUUCUUAAUAAUUUACACUCAGAUAAAAUUGUCUCCCCAAAUCUCCUCCCUUGCAUUAACUUCAAAAUCCCAAUUUUGGCCACACGUAAUAACUAUCCGUUUUAUAUUCCUGUUUGUAACACAAACUAUGCUACUAAUAGGCCUCUUUGUAAGAAUGAUAAGGAUUUCCAAUACUGAACCGCCUCGCUCAUCUAAUUAACUUACUGUAUCUUAUUAGAUACACAUAUAUACAUUUUUUCUCUUUGUUGUUCAUUAAAAAAGAAAUAUUCUUGCUGUUUCUAUUUAUUUGUUUACAUUUCAUAAUGUAAAUAUUAAACUAUGUACUUAAAAGUGUCUUUUAAUGUAACCAUGGGGCUACUAGUCCAUUACAGGGGUGGGUUUAGAUAUGUGGUGGCCCGUGAGCGGAAUAUAUUGUGGGGCCCAAAAAUAAAUAAACAUUUGUUGAUUUUUUGUUUAUUUAAUUUGCUUGGUAAUAAAUAUAAAAGCAUUUAAAUUGGGUACGUCAAGAUACGGAGUUUACGAGUUUUCGUAUAAAUAAAAAUUGUCCAAACAUUAGUAAAAGAAAAACAAUAUGAUUGAAUUAAAUAGCAGAAACUCUUCUUGAUAUAAUAUUAGCGGAGUUCGGUUAUACAUGUUUUCAAAGGCCGUAUACUUACGAUUUUCGUCGAAAUUUAGUAUUCAAAUUCUUAUUAAAAAAAAAACUACAUUAAACGCAUUAUUUUCUUGUUGGUCACUAAAUUAUCAAGCAUUUUUAAUUUAACCCAACCGAAUAAAAACUUCGUACAAAUUUAAAUGUCUGAAAAUAGUUCAAAAAUGGUUUAAAUAUUUUGAAAAUUUUAUCAUGGCUAUAAAAGGCAAUUAUAAGUAUUCUGUCCUAAUACCAAGUCUCUACGAAUAACUAACUGAAUUACAACAAUAAAACAAAAUUAAAAUAAUACAAUUUUCGUAAAUUUUACCGUUUUUCCUACGGUUUUGUACAGUUUUUCGUAAUCAUUAUGAAAACCGUUUGGAAAUUCAAAAAAUGACCUCGCUAAAGUACCAACUGGAUAUUAUCCUCUUUUAGAAAAAGUGCUACGCUUAAAACAUUGGAACACAAUUUUCGAAUUUUUGUACACGGUACAAUAAUAAAUAAUACAUUUCAUAUGUAAAAAAAAAAAUAAACAUCAUUGUAAAACCAAUAAACCACUUCACUCAAAAUCUAAAAUAAAUGAAGUUAAUAUAAUUUUAAAAUAAGAUUAUAUUAAAUUCUUUACAUUGCGUAUUCUUAAAAACUUAUUCACCACUUAAACGAUAGUAUCGAUGUUUUUAUAAUUUUUAUAUUAAUUUCUAAAUAAUAUUUAAACAUUUUUAACUUUUUACGAAACUACAGAGGACAAAAUUUGUGAGGGGUUACAGCUGGGUUACAGCUCACUCAGCCCCCCUUAAAUUUGGCUCUGCAGCCUAUACUUUCAAAUAAAAUAAAAAAUAUAUUAAAAAAACUCUAUAGGUAGUUAAGAGUAGGUAUUUAAAAAGUUUUUGUCGUUCUUAAAAAUUUUGAAAUUUGAAUGGGUAACCUUUUUGCAUUUAGUGAUUCGUGUAAUAUAUAGAGAGUAAUUUAAUUUAUAUCUAUGCGCAACGAAAAAUGAUUUUGUGUUAAUUUUGGUGAAACAUAAUUGUUUUAAAAGUCCGGGAUUUGAAGAUUUUAUAAAAAAAAAUUUAAUUUUAAACGCUUAUAAAAAAAAAUACUAUAUAUUAUGCUAAACAUUUUUUUUUGCGCUAUAACUGAGUAAGUAAAUAAAACUAGUAAACUAUAAUGAACCUCGUGUUAAGUUUUCGACCAUUUUUGCUGGGCUAAAGCGAUUUCAUUCACAUAAAAUAAAAUAAAAACAAAAAAAACUAAACAAUUUCAAAUGGCUAUAAAUAGCUUAUCAAUUACCAGAUUGUUUUAAACAUUUUAUGACGUCUAAAGAGAGCUAAUAUAAGUAUUCUGUACUAAAAUCAGGUGUCUAUGAAUAUUUUCAACUGAGCAAUAACAAAAAAAAAAAAAAAAUAGAAAAUAACAGAAAUCCAACGAUGCUUAAAUGUUCUGAUUUUUUCCAAAUUAUUAUAAAAACAAGGAAAAUCAAAAAAUAACCUCUUUAAUACACAAACUAGACAGAAUUUUUUUUUUUUUUUUAAAUAAUACACUUGAAGUUUGGAGCAAGAUUUCUGAUGAAAAUGUUAAAAUCUAAAAAACAUACAAAUACCAAGAAUUAUUUCAAUAAAUUAAAACGUGACCUACUUUAGCUUAAAAUUAUUAUGAACUAUAGUAAUAAAGUCGUACUAAUUAAAAAUGCUAGUGUAUUUUUUUUUCUAUAGAUUAACGGUCAUUGUGGAAUCGAUAAUGCUUCAAAUAGUAGUUGCAAUAAGUUUAAAAAUAUUUUCCAAUACCUUUACGAACGCGUCCGCAAUCUUCUCAACAGUACAGAAGUUUCCAUAACAGAAAGUAACGUCACAGAAAUUGACGACACCAAUAAUCUAAAUGAUAACUAUUGUAAAUAUAUUAUUGAACAUAAAGAAACUGAAAAUGAUGAUGAUGAUAUUAGUAAAACUGUAGGUAUUAACGAAAAUUUUGAUUAUUAUCACGUUGACAAUGGUAAAUCCUUUGAAAGAAUCGAAAAAGCUGAAUUGUCUACAAUCGACGAAGUCCGAUUUAAACAACUUUUGCUGGAUUCUAACGACGUUCAAGUGAGUUAACGGUAUAUUAUCAAGUUAUGGGCAAUAUCUUUGGCAGUAUAAUACUGCCGUAGCAACGUGAACCGUACAAUUAAACGUAAAAUAUGUGACCGUAUGUUUAACAAUUUAUUUAAAUUUGUUUUAUUUUGUGUGAAUUAUUAAGUAUUUUAAAAAUAAAAAAGACAUCCUAGGAUAAUGGAAGGCAGCCACUGUUAUAGGUAAUUUAAUGUAUAUCUGUAAGCAACGAUCAACCAUUGCUAACGAAAAAACGUUUCUGAGCGCAGUUCAGUUGAUAAUGACGCUUUGUCACCAAUAGAUACGUCCAUAUUAGGGUAAAAUAAUUAAAUAGACAUUAUAUGUUUUCUUUAAUAAUAUUUGUGUGUUAGUAUCGUACCGAUUAACCCGUGUUUUUUCCCGAUUUUUCUCAUUUAUUGAGAAAACACCUUGGAAAAUCGAAAAUAUAUACCAAUAUUUUUAACUGAAUUACAACAAAUAACAAAAUUGAAAAAUAAUAAAAGCAUUAUUUUCGUAAAUUUCUCGUUUUUCUUACGUUUUACCCUGGUUUUUCCCAGAUAUUAUGAAAACCGCUUGAAAAAUCAAAAAAUGACCUCCCGUAAAUACCAUCUGAACAACAUUCCCUUUCAGAAAUGGUGCCGCGCGUAUAUAUCCGAGCAAGAUUUAUAGUCGAAUUUGUACAAAGUAUAGAAAAAAAAAAAAAAUAAUAGUAAAAUCGUAGUAAUACCAAUACGUUCUUCGCUACGCUCAAAAUCUAAAAUGUUCACAUUAUUAAUAAUUACAAUAAUAAUUUACUUGGAAAAAUGGUGUUAAAUUUGUUCACUUUAAUAAUUUUAUUUAGAUUAUCAAAAAAUUUAGAUUUCAUUUUAAAUUCUGGAAGUAGCAAAAGGUAUAAUUGUAUUAAAUUUAUAUUUUUAGAUAGCAUAAGUUUAGGUAAUUAUUGUUAUCAACUAUUGACGUAUAAUACUGUUAUGAAUAUUAAAAUGAAUUAUAGGUAUAUCGAAAUGGAUGUUCGAGAUCUAAACGGUUUAUAAAAACUCAAAUAAACGUUUUGAAAACCAAAUUAUUUACAAUGUUGCUACGUCACCUUAACAUUAUAAUCGAAUAUGUAUAAAUAAAUUUAUUUUACAGCCAAUCUUUACGAAAAUGUCGGGCAACCAGUUGGUGCAGUAUUUUAACGGUCUUGAUUUACAACUACAACAGCCGUCAAUUGACACACGAAAAUUUUUCCAAAUGUUGGUUACUACCAUGAUGAAUUUCGAUAAAAACGUUGCCGACGAAGAUAUUCAGACGUUAAUCGCCACCCUGAGCAACGUUACGAAUUUUUUCAUAAUCGAUGCUAUUCUCCAAUGAACAAAUAAUAUUGAUCGCGUAAACGUAUUAUGAAUACCAUCAAGAUUCAACAACCCCAGGCUCAAAAUAAUCACUAUCCAAAAAUCCUAGCAAUAGAUUUUAAUUUUUACGUUCAAUUUUUAAUAUUG